UUUUGGACUUCAAUUUGGUGGCGGGAAAGGCGUCCUAUUCUGAGAGCAUCCUUCGGUCCUACGCAGUAGCUCUUUGUGGGAACCAGGAUGGAAAAACAACUGGAAAAGCAAGCUGCCGCUGCGCCCGCAGACUCCAGAGAGGAAGGCGGACCGCAGCCUGGCGCCCGCGCCCAGGCUCAUCCCGAGGACCAACUGACCCUGCUGCUCAGGCUGAGAGCACAGACAAAACAACAACUCUUGGAAUAUAAAUCAAUGGUUGAUGCAAAUGAAGAAAAAACUCCAGAAGAAAUCAUUCCAGAAAAACAAAUUGAAACUAAAAUUGAAGACCUGGAAAAUGAAAUUGAAGACGUGAAAAUGGCUUUUGAAAUGAAAAAGCUUGCAUUAGACAGGAUGCAACUUUCGUCAGCCCUUAGAAAAUACUUGGAGGAAAGUAACGUUCAGAAUAGUGAGCUCAUGGAUAACAUGAAACACAUAUUAAAGCUAAAUAAAAUAAUAAUGAAAUCACAGCAGGAAUCUUGGGAUUUGGAGGAAAAACUGCUUGAUAUUAAAAAGAAGAGAUUUGAAUUAAAACGAUCUUCAGAACAUAAGUUUUCAGAAAUACAGACUGAAAAGAACAAACAGAAAGAUGAUUUGGACAGUAUGGAAAAUUCAGACAAGAUAAAGGCCUUGAAACAAAGGCUACAGAUGGAGAUACAAAUUACUACAGUUAUUCAACACGUGUUCCAGAACCUCAUUUUGGGGAGUAAAGUCAAUUGGGCAGAGGAUUCUGCUCUUAAGGAAACUGUUCUGCAGCUUGAGAAGAAUCUCACCAUGAUCUAAGAAGAAUUCUAUGUCGGCAUUAUUUGUUUUUGUCUUUGAUAUAUCAUUUAAAUAACCAAUUUUAGGUGAAAUAUGUUUUUCAGUGUUUUUGGAAGUAUUCUUAUACUGCAAAAUUU
Messenger RNA from Pteronotus mesoamericanus, 935 nucleotides. RefSeq names its product centromere protein H (gene CENPH). NCBI's taxonomy places the organism in Eukaryota, Metazoa, Chordata, Mammalia, Chiroptera, Mormoopidae. Gene Ontology annotation, cellular component: kinetochore; nucleus. The coding region runs from base 88 to 819 and encodes 243 amino acids. Gene Ontology annotation, molecular function: kinetochore binding. Gene Ontology annotation, biological process: kinetochore assembly; chromosome segregation; mitotic spindle organization. The transcript has 9 exons. The record is from RefSeq and is a predicted model, not a curated record.